Messenger RNA from Ceratotherium simum simum (southern white rhinoceros), 3070 nucleotides. RefSeq names its product IKAROS family zinc finger 5 (gene IKZF5). The record is from RefSeq and is a predicted model, not a curated record. Lineage: Eukaryota; Metazoa; Chordata; Mammalia; Perissodactyla; Rhinocerotidae. Gene Ontology annotation, molecular function: DNA-binding transcription factor activity; RNA polymerase II cis-regulatory region sequence-specific DNA binding. Gene Ontology annotation, biological process: regulation of transcription by RNA polymerase II.
CUUGCGCAAGGCAGUGGGGCGGGAAGGGAACCGGAGACACAACAAACAUGGCGGCGGCGGCGGCUGGGACGGUGACGAAGACGGCGGCGGCGACGGCAGCGGCGUUGAACAAGGCGGUGGGGGUUACUCGGUGCGGUUGUCAGGUGACCUCUGUAUGGCUUUUCAAUUUUAGUUGAAAUUUCCCUCCAUGGCCUUUUGGAGUCCCUUGGUGUGUCUCCAGAGUAAAUUUUUAUUACUCUACAUUUCAUCAAUAUUGGAAUGGCAAGAAAAAGGAGGAACUGAUUUGGGGUGAAAAGGUAUAACAAACUGUAAACUUAAAAAAAAAAGCAAAGAUGGGUGAAAAGAAACCAGAGCCUUUGGAUUUUGUGAAAGAUUUCCAGGAAUACCUGACUCAGCAGACCCAUCACGUGAACAUGAUUUCUGGAUCAGUUAGUGGGGACAAAGAAGCAGAGGCUCUUCAGGGAGCUGGAACAGAUGGUGAUCAAAAUGGACUUGAUCACCCAUCUGUUGAAGUUUCCCUGGAUGAAAACUCAGGAAUGUUAGUAGACGGGUUUGAAAGGACCUUUGAUGGGAAGCUCAAGUGUCGGUACUGCAACUAUGCCAGCAAAGGAACAGCCCGGCUUAUCGAACAUAUUAGAAUCCACACAGGAGAGAAACCUCAUAGAUGUCAUUUAUGUCCAUUUGCAUCUGCUUACGAGCGUCAUCUGGAAGCCCAUAUGCGUUCCCAUACAGGAGAAAAACCAUACAAAUGUGAAUUAUGUUCCUUCCGCUGCAGUGAUCGAAGUAACCUGUCCCAUCAUCGAAGGCGCAAGCAUAAAAUGGUACCAAUUAAAGGUACUAGGUCUUCCUUAAGCAGCAAGAAAAUGUGGGGAGUUUUACAAAAGAAAACAAGCAAUCUGGGCUAUAGCAGAAGAGCACUAAUCAACCUAAGUCCACCUUCCAUGGUGGUUCAGAAGCCAGACUACCUUAAUGAUUUUUCCCAUGAAAUCCCAACUAUCCAGACUGACUCCUAUGAAAGUAUGGCGAAAACCACAUCUACUGGUGGCCUGCCAAGGGACCCCCAAGAACUCAUGGUUGACAACCCUUUAAAUCAGCUCUCAACUCUAGCAGGACAGUUGUCCAGUUUGCCACCUGAAAACCAAAACCCCGCAUCCCCUGAUGUAGUUCCCUGCCCCGAUGAGAAGCCUUUCAUGAUGCAGCAGCCCUCUGCCCAAGCAGUAGUUUCUGCCGUGUCAGCAAGUAUUCCUCAGAGCUCCUCUCCCGCGAGCCCCGAACCUCGGCCAUCACAUAGUCAGAGGAACUAUAGUCCCGUGGCAGGUCCAAGCAGUGAGCCAAGUGCCCACACAAGUACUCCUAGCAUAGGAAACAGCCAGCCAAGCACUCCAGCUCCGACCCUGCCCGUCCAGGACCCGCAGCUUCUGCACCACUGCCAGCACUGUGACAUGUACUUUGCCGACAACAUUCUUUACACUAUUCAUAUGGGAUGUCAUGGGUAUGAAAAUCCUUUUCAGUGCAACAUAUGUGGAUGCAAAUGUAAAAACAAGUAUGAUUUUGCCUGUCAUUUUGCAAGAGGGCAACAUAACCAACACUGAUUGAAAACAAUCACAUUAUGCUUUACUUGUUUUGCCUUUUUGUGUUUUGUAGUUUUGCUUAUUGGUUUUUUCAGCAGGGGGGGUCAUCCCUAAUAAGAUGUCUGCUAAUUUAAAGUUUAAUGUAUUUAUAGAAUAUAAAUUUGACAGUGGAAACAAAAUUUUCUCCUUCAUAAAAAUCUGUCAGUCAUUUAUGUAUUAGAACAGUUAGACACGUUGGUGUCUAUUUUUCCCUUUCAUUUAGACAUUUGAGAAUUUGAGUGCAAUCACAAUCUUAAAGGGGUUCAUUUAAAUUUCCCACAUUUAUGGUCCAUAAAAACUUCAAGGCUUAUCAAUACUCUUGAUAUUUCAAUAUACAUUGCAGCUAGAUGUUAUUUCUACCGUAUUUCAAAAUGGUAGGAUAAAUUACUUUCUCUUACAAAAUCUGUUACAACUUAUUUCAAUGUUUAGCAGAGGAAUUGCCUUUAAAAUUGCUCUUAAUUGAAAUACCAUUUAGUUCACAUAGCUUAAGUUGAAUCAGUAGUUUCAUUUCAACUGAUAAUAGUAAAGCUAUUUCAGUGUAGUAAAUAUUUUUCCAUAAGGGGAAAUGUAAGACAGUUAAUUCUUUUUAAAGUUAUAAAAAUACAAGGUAAAAGUCCUGAAAAGAAAUGAAACCUAAGACUUUAAACUGAAAAUGGGGUUUAAUAUUUUACUAAAAUACCUGUUUAUUCAAUUUCUAAUUUAAACACAUGGUAAUUGUCCAUUGGAUUCCUUUUAUUAUACUUCUAGUUUUUUGUAAAAACCAGAGGUAAAUACAUGAGAAUGCUACACAAAUCAGUGGAGUAUCUAUGAAGAUGCCUUUCUUGCUUUUAAUUUGAACCUUUCAUUUAAAUCCUUCAUUCUGAUGCUAUUAGUGUCAGAUGAGGUUGAUAACUAUACUGGGAAGCUGUUAUUCCUCCUAUUCCUUUGAUGACCAAAGAGGUACAGUGGAAGUCAUCCAUCUUAUUCCUAGGAAAUGUAGUACUUCAAAAAACAUCCCUGAAGUUUCCUUUUCCUGCCUUCUAUCCACUUGUUGGCCGUAAUUGCCAAGAAAAGGUGGGUCUAGAAACACAUGGAAAAAUGUGAUGGUAAAGUAAUAUUUACAAAAAUGAGAACAUAUGUCCAGAGUGAAUUCUGGUCUCCUCUUCAGAAUUGGCCAUUUAAAAUAUUUUCUGUGAAUUCAAGUUGUAAUGCUUAUUUGCAGUUUUACCAGUUUUUCAUGUACAGUGACAAAACUAUAUGGAAACUGUGAUUGAAUUUGUCGCCUUAGUAGGAAAGGAUAAAAAAGUGUGAAAAUAGUUUUGAAAUGCAUUUAAACAUGCUAUUUAAUUUGUUUAUAAAAGUAAGAUGCUGAAUAAAUCUAGAGUAAUUCAUUUUGAAUAGGAGGCUAUUGUUUUUUAUUGUGUGAUAAUAGCUUAUUCUGAAGAGAGCUUGGUCAAACAAUAAAAUAUAUUGUUACUAAC